Molecule: messenger RNA, 1176 nt
Organism: Cantharellus anzutake
Lineage: Eukaryota; Fungi; Basidiomycota; Agaricomycetes; Cantharellales; Hydnaceae
Exons: 4
Coding region: 1-1176 (391 amino acids)
Biological process (GO): proteolysis
Molecular function (GO): serine-type endopeptidase activity
Source: RefSeq, a predicted model, not a curated record
AUGAAGUCCUCAACCACGGCUAUUCUCAUCGUCUUCGUUAUAUUCGCUUCCACUAUGACAACGGCCCUCGCUGCCUUUGUUCGUAUCAGGAUGCCGAAUGGUCCAGUAAACCCUGACUCGUACAUCAUUGUGCUGAAAUCCGGUACAAGUAUGGAUGACCAUAUCAAGAAUGUGGCUCAGAUAUCCACCCGGAGCCCUGGGUCAGAAUUUUCAGUCACUCACCGGUAUGGAAUUCUGAAUGGAUACUCCGCACACGCAACUGGAGCAUCCCUUGCUCGCAUUCUCAUUUGCCCCGAAGUUGACUAUGUCGAAGCUGAUGGCAUAGCCCCCAUUGGCAAUGACCUCCACCAAGUGAACGAGCGGGAUGCAAUGGAGCGUGACGGUGUUUCAGUUGGAAUGGGGGAUAUUUUGGGUGGUAACUGGGGGGGGCUUGGGGUGGACAUUUAUGUGUUAGAUACUGGAGUAAACGUUAAACACAUCUGCUUUGACAAACGGGCUUUUGUGGGUCCUACCUUCGGUAAUUACGUCAACAUUGACACUGACGGUCAUGGCACGCAUAUCGCCGGGAUAGCAGCGGGGAGACCGUAUGGCAUCGCGACUCGCGCCAGAAUUAUUUCAGUUAAGGUUGCCUCCGGUAGGAUGUCUGUAUUUUCCACCAACCUGAUCGGAGGUAUCAACUACGCUUCUUACGAAUCCCGUCAAACUGGUCGUCCUUCCAUCGCUCUGAUAUGCGCCAGCUUAGAUUUCAGUCGCACGGUUAACCGAGCCGUAAGCACUGCCAUAUCCUGGGGGUUGCACAUUGUGGUUUCUGCAGGGAAUAAUGGGUUGGACGCGUCAAAGUUCAGUCCUGCAUCUUCUGAUGAAGCUAUCACCGUUGGCGCUUUCAACACCCAUUCAGACAUGAUAGCAUCCUUCUCCAACCACGGAUCUGUCGUCGAUGUUUUCGCCCCAGGCAACGAUAUUCGAAGUGCUUGGAUCGGAAGCCUGGGUGCAACGAUGGUAUCAAGUGGCACUGGUCCGGCAGCUGCAUACGUUGCGAGCCUCCUAGCCGUGGUUUUAAGUCGAGAUGGUCAGACGACUCCUGCCAACCUAAGCGAUCAGUUAAAGAAACAUGCUGCACCAUUAAUUGAUGGCCAGCCAUGGGGAACCACAGACUUGAUGGCACUACUUUGGUAA